CACAAAUAUAAACCCUAGAAACCGAGUUAGGGUUUUUGAUGGAUACUGUCAAGUCAAUCAACAAAGGCUAUGGCAAAGUUGACGAAACUCAAGAUUUGGCGUUGAAGAGAAAGACGAGAAAGCGUUUGUAUCAAAUAGGCAUUUCCGUGGCAGUUCUGGUGGCGAUUAUCAUCAGCUCCACCGUCACCAUCGCAAUUCACAGCCGGAAAGGCAAUUCACCACAUCCAACACCGAGUUCAGUCCCCGAGUUGACUCCCGCCGCUUCACUCAAAACUGUGUGUAGCGUAACUAAUUACCCUGUUUCUUGCUUCUCAAGCAUCUCGAAGCUUCCAUUGUCCAACACGACGGAUCCGGAGGUUAUAUUCAGGCUUUCUUUACAAGUUGUCAUUGACGAACUCAACUCAAUCGUUGAGUUACCGAAGAAGCUCGCUGAAGAGACGGACGAUGAGGGACUCAAAUCGGCGCUUAGUGUUUGCGAACAUCUGUUAGACCUCGCUAUUGAUCGUGUUAACGAAACUGUUUCCGCCAUGGAAGUUGUUGACGGGAAGAAGAUUUUGAAUGCUGCGACCAUUGACGAUCUCCUUACUUGGCUCAGCGCCGCUGUGACAUACCACGGAACGUGUCUCGACGCGCUUGAUGAAAUCAGCCACACGAAUUCAGCAAUCCCACUGAAGCUUAAAUCUGGCAUGGUUAACUCGACCGAGUUCACAAGUAACAGCUUAGCGAUCGUUGCGAAGAUUCUCUCUACAAUAAGCGAUUUUGGGAUCCCGAUUCACGGGAGACGGCUUCUAAACUCAUCACCACAUGCAACACCAAUUUCAGUCCCCAAGUUGACUCCCGCCGCUUCACUCAGAAAUGUAUGCAGCGUAACUCGUUACCCUGCUUCUUGUGUCUCAAGCAUCUCAAAGCUUCCAUCGUCUAACACGACGGAUCCGGAGGCUUUAUUCAGGCUUUCGUUACAAGUUGUCAUCAACGAACUCAAUUCGAUCGCCGGUUUACCGAAGAAGCUCGCCGAAGAGACGGACGAUGAGAGACUCAAAUCGUCUCUUAGUGUUUGUGGAGAUGUGUUCAACGACGCGAUUGAUAUAGUCAACGAUACUAUUUCCACCAUGGAAGAAGUUGGUGACGGGAAGAAGAUUUUGAAGUCGUCGACCAUCGACGAGAUUCAAACUUGGCUUAGCGCCGCCGUAACAGAUCACGACACGUGUCUCGACGCACUUGAUGAACUCAGCCAGAACAAAACAGAGUACGCGAAUUCACCAAUCUCACUAAAGCUUAAAUCCGCCAUGGUCAAUUCCAGAAAGUUCACAAGCAACAGCUUAGCGAUCAUCGCGAAGUUUCCAAUACACGAAAGACACGGAGUUCAGUCCCCGCGGCUUCGAAAGUCACCUCAUCCAACACCGAGUUCAGUCCUCAGAACUGUGUGUAAUGUAACUAAUUACCCUGCUUCUUGUAUCUCAAGCAUCUCGAAGCUUCCAUUAUCCAAAACGACGACAGAUCCGAAGGUUUUAUUCAGGCUUUCGUUACAAGUUACAUUCGACGAACUCAAUUCCAUCGUUGGUUUACCGAAGAAACUCGCGGAAGAGACUAAUGAUGAGGGACUCAAAUCGGCGCUUAGUGUUUGCGCAGAUGUGUUCGACCUCGCGGUUGAUUCAGUUAACGAUACUAUUUCCUCCUUGGAUGAAGUAAUUAGUGGCGGGAAGAAGAAUUUGAAUUCGUCAACGAUCGGCGAUCUCAUAACGUGGCUUAGCUCCGCCGUAACAGAUAUCGGGACGUGUGGCGACACGCUUGAUGAAGAUAACUACAACUCACCAAUCCCACAGAAGCUUAAAUCCGCCAUGGUUAAUUCCACAGAGUUCACAAGCAACAGCUUAGCCAUCGUCGCGCAGGUUCUCAAAAAACCAAGCAAGUCUAGGAUCCCGGUUCAGGGGAGACGGCUACUUAACUCGAAUUCGUUUCCAAAUUGGGUUAGACCAGGAGUGAGGCGGUUACUUCAAGCGAAGAACUUAACGCCUCAUGUUACGGUGGCGGCGGAUGGCUCCGGCGAUGUGAGGACGGUGAAUGAAGCGGUUUGGAGAGUUCCGAAGAAGGGGAAAACGAUGUUUGUUAUAUACGUGAAAGCAGGUACGUAUGUGGAGAAUGUCCUUAUGAAAAAGGAUAAAUGGAAUGUGUUUAUCUACGGCGACGGCAGGGAUAAGACCAUUAUUUCCGGUAGCACUAACAUGGUCGACGGGGUUCGUACUUUCAAUACCUCCACGUUUGCAACUGAAGGCAAAGGAUUUAUGAUGAAGGACAUGGGAAUCAUAAACACCGCCGGGCCAGAGAAGCAUCAAGCGGUAGCAUUCCGAUCAGAUUCCGAUCGGUCAGUCUACUAUCGAUGUUCAUUCGACGGCUACCAAGAUACUCUUUAUACUCACUCAAAUCGACAAUACUAUCGUAACUGUGACGUCACCGGAACAGUUGAUUUCAUCUUCGGAGCUGGCACAGUCGUCUUCCAAGGCUGCAGCAUCCGUCCGCGUCAGCCGCUUCCGAAUCAGUUCAACACAAUCACCGCUGAAGGUACACAAGAGGCCAAUCAGAACACGGGAAUAUCGAUCCACCAAUGCACAAUCUCUCCCAACGGAAAUGUAACUGCUACGACGUAUCUUGGCCGUCCGUGGAAAUUGUUUUCGAAGACGGUUAUUAUGCAAUCGGUGAUUGGGUCGUUCGUGAAUCCCGCUGGGUGGAUUGCGUGGAAUUCGACUUAUGACCCGCCUCCACGUACUAUAUUCUAUAGAGAGUACAAGAAUUCAGGUCCUGGGUCGGAUCUAUCCAAGAGAGUUAAAUGGGCUGGGUAUAAGCCCAUUUCGUCUGAUGAUGAGGCUGCAAGGUUUACGGUUAAGUAUUUUCUCCGAGGGGAUGAUAAUUGGAUUCCAAAGGCGGUUAUGGGAAUGCCCCCUCUGUAA
Molecule: messenger RNA, 2945 nt
Organism: Arabidopsis thaliana (thale cress)
Lineage: Eukaryota; Viridiplantae; Streptophyta; Magnoliopsida; Brassicales; Brassicaceae
Gene: ATPMEPCRC
Product: pectinesterase family protein
Exons: 2
Coding region: 39-2945 (968 amino acids)
Biological process (GO): cell wall modification; pectin catabolic process
Cellular component (GO): membrane
Molecular function (GO): pectinesterase activity; enzyme inhibitor activity
Source: RefSeq, marked reviewed